AUGGGGACAGAGCUGCCGGAAAGCUUUACCCAGCACUCCGGUCACAAAAUUGAUAUAGACAACAAAGAUGGCUUGAUAGCGACUGGUAAGGCAGAUGCUGCUCUGGAGUUUCUGCGCACGGAAGACAUCGCAGUCCUCACAGAGGUGGACGAGAAAGCACUUGUACGAAAGAUUGACUGGAUGAUCAUGCCGCUGAUGUGGGCUGCCUAUAACCUGCAAUACCUGGACAAAGUGCUCAUAAACUAUGCCUCUGUCAUGGGCUUGCUCAGCGACACGAAUAUGCACACGGAUCAAUUUUCGAAUCUCACGCUUGCAUUCUAUGUGACUUACCUUUUCUUUGAGCUUCCAACCGGGUUUCUCAUGCAGCGCUUACCUACAGCCAAGUACUUGGGAUUCAAUGUGACCCUUUGGGGUCUUAUGACAACUCUGAACUGCACCGCAAAGAAUUUCCCAGGCCUGAUGGUUCUUCGUGUAUUGCUUGGAUGCUUUGAAAGUGCAAUUGCGCCGGCAUUGAUCUUGAUAACAUCGAUGUGGUACAAGAGAGACGAACAGCCCCAAAGAAUGGGAAUUUGGUAUCUCGGCACAGGAACAGCUUCGAUCAUGGGUGCCCUAGUAGCCUAUGGACUGCUCUUCUACACGUCAAACCAGUUCAAACCUUGGCAAAUCAUGUUCCUCAUUUUUGGUCUCAUCACAAUUGCGGUGGGAAUAUGCAUAUUCUUCUUUCUUCCAAACAACCCCAUGACGUCUCGUCUCACACACGAAGAGAAAGUCCUCGCUAUCGAACGCCUGCGCGAGAACCAAACAGGAAUCGAAAAUAAGCACUUCAAGCGCAGCCAGCUCAGAGAGGUCUUCUGUGAUCCACAGACGUAUCUUAUUGCCAUCAUCGUCACUGCCAUGGAUGUCCCCAACGCUGCCAUGAGUAGCUUCACCUCGCUCAUUAUCCAAAACUUCGGAUUUACCACCAAGGAAACCGAACUGCUGAACAUUCCAAACGGAGCAGUAAGCAUCGUCAGUAUCUUGACUGUGUCGUACUUCGCCGGUCGAUACAAUCAGCGCUGUGUAUGUGUCGCCGCAUCGCUAGCAUGCGGGCUGUUAGGCGGGUGUCUGCUCGCAUUCUCCCCUGCAGACCAGAAAGCCGCACAGCUCGCGGGGAAUUAUCUGACGCAGGUCACUGGCUCGGCGUUGCCGAUCAUGUAUUCCCUCGCUGGUGCCAAUGUUGCCGGCCACACGAAGAAGGUCUCCAUGAAUGCCAUCUUGCUCAUGUCCUUUUGCCUGGGGAAUAUCCUUGGGCCACUGACCUUCCGUACCGAAGACGAACCGAACUACAUACCUGCCAAGAUCGCUAUUGUUGUGACUAUUUCCGUCGCCAUUGUUUUCACGUUUGCAUUGCGCACUUACUAUGUUUUGGAGAACCGACGGAGAGACCGUAGCCAAGUAGUGGAUUAUCAGGACAACGAGUUUUUGGAUAUGACAGAUCGGGAGAAUGGCCAGUUUAGGUACAAACUUUGA
Penicillium salamii is the source of this 1509-nucleotide messenger RNA. The record is from the annotation of a GenBank genome assembly. NCBI's taxonomy places the organism in Eukaryota, Fungi, Ascomycota, Eurotiomycetes, Eurotiales, Aspergillaceae.